This is a messenger RNA of Pocillopora meandrina, 1231 nucleotides long. Lineage: Eukaryota; Metazoa; Cnidaria; Anthozoa; Scleractinia; Pocilloporidae. The record is from the annotation of a GenBank genome assembly.
AUGCAAAAUGAUAAGCUCUUUAUCACGCAGCCCCAUCUUGGAUUGCGUGAGGCCCCAAAUCGAGGCUGGACGGGCACAAGGUAUAGGGUUGUGUUACAUUAAAGUGUUUUGAGUGAAGAUUUCAAGCAAGCAUGACCCAUUAUCAUUGCUGCGUUCAUUUCUGUAGUAACGACAAACGAAAUAAAAUUGGUGAGAAUUUAUCUUUCUUUAACUUUCCUUCGAAUGAUUUAUUGAGAUCGAAAUGGAUUGCCGCUACCAGGCGAGAUGAAGACACGUAGAUCAGACGAGAACAUGUCGCCAAGCUUAAGACGAGGAAAAUUGUGAGUUGUAUGAUCAAUUGCUCAUUAUCAGAAUAAUUAAAUGUGCAAAACCAGUUGAAUGGUCAGUGUUCGUCUUAUCCCUAAUAAUUUUAUAGACCAACUACGUUCUAUUUUCAUUUGCCAAACUUAAUUUUGUGGCACAUGAGUGUAAGGUAGAAUUUUUCCCCAAAAUCACUCUUUUUCUGCCCUUUUUUUUACCUAAAAAUAUGACAGAGGCACUCCUGAAAAUAUUGUCAGUAUAGAAACUAUGUUUAAGUCAGAUUGCUUGCUAUUUUAUGGUAAUCUUUACCUUAGGUUGCCUGUACCUGACUAUUUAUGUACAGUACCCAGCUUCAGAGUAACAGUGUGGAACUAAAUUAACCCUUUACAUCCUAAGAUCACAAUGUAUAUUCUCCAUACUGUUCUCAAAAUAUUUCCUGAGGUGCUGAUAAGGAGAAAUUGUUUUGCAAUCAAGAGCUCAUUUAGUUGGUGAUUAUUUCCUUGAUUCUCAUGACAUUAUUCUGUAAUUCAGGGGAGAUAUUGUAAAGAGAAAUUAGAUGCUACUCACUCUUAUGGGUGAACAGUUUCAGUACAAUGCUUCCAUCUUUUAGAUGGGGAUGAGGGAGGUAGCCUGGAAGCAAUGUGAGUCUAUUGAGUUGUAAAUGGAAGUUUUUAGUUUAUGUUGUUUCUUUCCAUGUUUUAACUUUGUGAAGGCUGUUGGAGUUUGUUUCCUAUCCCGCUGUUUUGGUUUUUUGUUUCUUGAGAAGCUUCAGAGUGAGUUUGUAAUAACAUUUCAAAUUCAAGAUGUUCAAAGAGCAAAGAGACCCUAUUCAUUCAUAGAAUUUGGUGAGCAAUAUUCAUUAAUCGAUAAGAAGUUUGUGAGAUGCCAUCCACAACAAACAACAUGUGAUUUGUUGGAAUUAUUACGAUAG